Molecule: messenger RNA, 597 nt
Organism: Panicum hallii
Lineage: Eukaryota; Viridiplantae; Streptophyta; Magnoliopsida; Poales; Poaceae
Product: predicted GPI-anchored protein 58
Exons: 1
Coding region: 1-597 (198 amino acids)
Source: RefSeq, a predicted model, not a curated record
AUGGCCGGCACUCAGGCGGCGGCUCGGCGGGGACCCCUGCCUGUCCCUGCCCGCGGCGGCUCAGCCCCGCUGCUCCUCCCCACCGCCAAUAAAGAGGCGCGCGCGGCCGCCCGAGCGCCGGCCAUCCUAGGCGGGGCCCGCUCCUCCCGGCUCGUGCAGCCGUCUUCGCCCCGGCGGUGCUCCUCCUCGCCGGCGCCCACGGCCCACCAGGCGUGCCCCACCGCUCACCACCAGCUGCGCUCGCCUGCUUCCUCGGCGGCGCUGCCCACCUGCUCCCCACCGGCGCCGUCCGCUCCGCCCGUCCGGGGGCCGGCGGUUUUCGCCCUGGCGGCCGUCCCGGUCAGGCGUCGCGCCGGCGCCCAACCCCAUCCGUCCAUGGCUGCGGCUGGCCCGCGGGCGCCCCUGCCCGUCUGCGGCCACGGCCGGCCAGCCCGCGCCCGUUCCUGGCCGCGGUCCGUCCCCAGCUGUGGUGGCCUUGCGCCGCCCCCGCCUGUCCCCGGCCGCGGCCACCGAGGCACCGCCCGUCGCCCAGGCGUGGAGCAGAGGGACGGCCAAAAAAAUAGCAAGGGCAUAGAAGACAUGCUUCAACGUCCAUAA